AUGUCAUUACAAUCACAAAAUUCGCAUUUCUUUAAAGAAUCGAAACCAGUUUUGGCAGUGAAAGGAAUCUCAGCACCAAAAGUAAUACGUUUGACUCCGCCAUCAAGCAAGUAUACUUCACCCAAGACUACAAAUCCAAAAAAUUCCCCCGUUACUGAAUCCAGCACCAGUCCUUCUAAAUGGCUAGAUUUUAAAUCUCACUCAACUCCAAUAGCAACAAGCAUAGCCACAGAUCCUACUAUUGCUACACUAACACAGUGUAAAACUGUUAAUGCUACAGUUUCCUCACAAAGUCCAACAAUUGGCGUCGUUAGUCCAAUGAUGAGCCAUCGAGUCAUGAAAUUACCACAAAAUAUGAAUACGAACACUGAUUGUGGUAAUCAAAGUGAUGCUUCAACCACUUCUGGUAGUCGUGACUCCGAUAAUGUGAGCGUGAUAUACAAUCCUACUGAUGAGGAUAAAUUACUUGCAACUUCUAGUUCAUCUGAAAAAAUGACAUCUGAUAAAAAAGCUCCGCCAGUGCCAAUGAGAACAAAUAGUCGUUUAGAGACAACUUUUGCUUCAAAUUAUGCUGUGACAACGGCAGAAAUUACGGCACCUAUAGCUAAUACCCGUACACUUCCGGGAGUUACUGAUCUUCAAGAUAUUUAUCCUAUGGAACCUAUCAUACCAAUAAUUCCACCACAACCUUAUAAUAUUGGCGUAAGAAACAGUAGAACAUCUCGACAAAAUGUUCACUCAACAGAAUCUUUGCUUAAUUUUAGUCUUUUAGGAUCUCUUCGAGACAGUUCAACUAGUGACGAUUCUCUCGAUUCUAUUUCAACAACCAUUCGAUGUGCAGCACCUCAUCGUCCAUCGGGAUAUUUUUCCGAGGGAGAAUCACUCUGUACUAGUAACAUCGCACUUCCUGAAUUAUCAGUAGCUGAUGUGAGUAAUGGUUAUAUGAGCGAAGGUGGAAUAACUGUAUACGCUCGUAAAAUGCAAGCGCGUUUUAAAGAAGGUUUAGAAGCUGUACGUGACUCAAUGCGUCAGCGAAAUCAUGACUUCAGCGAUAGGUUUGUUCAUCAGUUUACUUAUUUAAUCAAUUUCAAAUUUCAAAUUAAUUCCAGUACUUUCCUAUUCUAUUAUUGUACGUAA
Thelazia callipaeda (thelaziosis nematode) is the source of this 1137-nucleotide messenger RNA. NCBI's taxonomy places the organism in Eukaryota, Metazoa, Nematoda, Chromadorea, Rhabditida, Thelaziidae. The record is from the annotation of a GenBank genome assembly.